CUUCACUCACUUCACAUGAUCUUUAAUUAUUUUUCUCUAUCAUAUUUAUUCUCCUUCUGCUAACACCAAACUAUGAUUUCUUGGGUUUGUUGUUGCAGCAGCCAUGGUUGAAUCAGGUGGUCAGAGUUUAUCGGGUAGAUUUUUUUGGAAAGUUGAAGGAAGCUGCUUUUUCAGAGCUUUUCCUAAAUGGCUUCUUCUAGAACUAGUCACAAUUUCGUUCCUACUCCUUUCCACAAGACUUAGUUACUCAUCUACCGCGCCUGAUAUUGAAGGUGAAGCUUUGAUUGAGUUUCUCAGUUUCCUAAAUGAUUCCAAACACCAAAUAACAGAUUGGGAUGAUAAUCUUGUCAGCCCUUGCGUUAGUUGGUCUCAUGUCACUUGUAGGAAUGGAAAUGUCAUAUCAUUGGACCUGGCUGCAAAAGGAUUUUCAGGAAUCAUUUCAUCUUCAAUUACCAAACUGAAGUUUUUGGUUAAGUUGGAUUUACAAGACAAUGAUUUAUCAGGUUCUUUGCCUGAUUUCUUUGGUGACAUGCUUCACCUAGAAAGUUUGGAUCUUGCAAAUAAUAAAUUCAGUGGCUCCAUACCCAAGAGUUGGAGUCAACUAACCAAUUUAAAGCAUUUGGAUCUUUCAUCAAAUAAUUUGACUGGAAGAAUUCCAGCACAGUUCUUUUCAGCUCCAACCUUCAACUUUACAGGGACACAUCUUGCCUGUGGCUCUACCUUUCCCCAUCCUUGUGUUUCAGGCUCUCCUCUCCCAGUUUCAAGCAGCUGGACAAAACUAAAAAUUGUUACGACUUCUGCAAGUUGUGGUGUUUUAGUUCUUCUAUUACUUGGAGCAAUCUUUGCAUGCCGUUGUUAUCAAGCCCAGAAUUUAAAACAUGAAAUUUUUGUUGAUGUGGCAGGUAACUACGUGUGAUGCUUAAGGGUUUUUAUCCUCUUUAGGUUUGAUGCCUAAAGAAACCUAAGUGUGGCUCCUAGGAUUUUAUUUGUCUGUUUAUUUCCCUCUUUUCCGUAACUCAAAUUGCUACCUAAACCCUAUUUCACUAUUCAUGGCACUGUUCACAGCCUAAAGGCCCUAAACCUUUAAAUCCCAAAUCCCACCAUACCCCCUAACUUGUACCACGUUCAGUUGGUAAUAGAGCAAAGGAUCCUACAACUUUGUUGCUGAUUUUUUUUUUCUUUUUUUUUUCUUUUAUAUAUCAUGGUGGAAAAUGGUGAGUUGAAUUCUAGAGUUACAAAAAGAAAUUGGAAAGAAAUAAAACCUGCAUUUAAGCAGUGGGUAGAAAAAGUGAUCUGCAAGGAAAUUCAUGAGAAGAACUCGCUUGAAGAAGUGAAUGGCAGCAAAGAAGAUUUAGUGUCAAAAGAGGACAACAAAGAAGUUGAAAAGCUAGAUGAUGCAAUAGAAUUUCAAGAUGCACAAAGAACAAAAGUGGAAACCCAAGCAUGUCUUGAAAAGAGCUUCAAUAAGGCUGAAUUUUCUUCUACAGUUCAAGAUGUUCAAGCUAUUAAUUUCAUCUUUCCAGCAGAGUUUGACAUAAUAAACAACCCUUUUUAUUAUCAAGCUUGUUGGGGUCACAAGAAGAACUCAAGUCAUGUCAAGUUUUGGUACCACUCAAGCAGUUUGUGACCUCAAGAAUUCUACUACUUCAGCACUUCAAAACUCAAGGUCGAGUUUUCUCCAACAAUGGAGAAUAGGAAAAGAAGAAGCUAUUGAAUGGUUGUUUAGAUUAUU
Messenger RNA from Rubroshorea leprosula, 1732 nucleotides. NCBI's taxonomy places the organism in Eukaryota, Viridiplantae, Streptophyta, Magnoliopsida, Malvales, Dipterocarpaceae. The record is from the annotation of a GenBank genome assembly.